AUGUCCGACACUGUCAUACAAUCCACAUCCUCCUCUAACGCUCUCUGCACCAGCCAGAGGCCUGAAAGUAAAUGGCAGUCGUUUAAAGACUCCUUUAAGCCAGUGGUCGUGGACAUGUCUGAUGUGGAUCCCAACUUGACUGAGUACGAACGUGCUGCCAUCAGAACCUCCAGGUCUCCUCUUUCUAAGAAGCUCAGGGGCAGACACUUGCAGAUGAUUGCCAUUGGUGGGUCUAUCGGUACCGGGCUCUUUGUCGGGAGUGGAGGGGCUUUGAGAACCGGUGGUCCGGCCUCCUUGCUCAUUGGCUGGGGUAUCAUCGGCACCAUGAUGUACUCCACCAUCCAGGGGUUGGGUGAGUUGGCCGUCGCUUUCCCAAUUUCGGGGGGCUUCAAUGCCUAUGCCACCAGGUUCUUGGAGCCAUCGAUUGGGUUUGCCGUUGCAUGGAACUACUUUAUGCAGUUUGCCGUGCUUUUACCGUUGGAGCUCGUAGCUGCCAGUAUCACCAUAAAGUUCUGGAACACCACCGUCAACCCCGACGUGUGGGUGCUCAUCUUUUUUCUCAUGGUUGUCGCCAUCAACUUGUUCGGUGUCAAGGGUUACGGUGAAUCUGAGUUUGUUUUCUCGAUCAUCAAGGUCAUUGCUGUUGUUGGUUUUAUCAUCUUGGGGAUUGUGUUGAUCGGCGGUGGCGGCCCUCAAGGUCAAUACGUCGGCGACAAGUACUGGCAUGACCCAGGUGCCUUUGCCAACGGCUUCAAGGGGGUUUGCUCCGUUUUUGUCACCGCUGCCUUUUCCUUUGGUGGUACCGAAAUGAUCGGUCUUACCGCAGCCGAAACCAAAGAGCCCCACAAGACCUUGCCUACUGCCAUCAAGCAGGUAUUCUGGAGAAUCACCUUGUUCUACAUUGUUUCCUUGAUCAUCAUCUCCUUUUUGGUCCCUUACAACGAUACCUCCUUGAUCGGCGCCUCUUCCGUGGAUGCUGUGGCCUCUCCGUUCGUUAUUGCUAUCAAGAAUGGUGGUGUCAAGGGCUUGCCAUCGGUAAUCAAUGUUGUUAUUUUGAUCUCUGUUCUCUCCGUGGGAAACACUUCCGUCUAUGCCACCUCCAGAACCAUGGUUGCCCUUGCCGAACAGAAUCAGGCACCAAAGAUCUGCGGCUACGUCGACAGAGCCGGGAGACCGUUGGUGGCCAUUAUGAUCACCAACGUGUUUGGGAUGAUUGCCUUCUGUGCCGCGUCGGAGAAGCAAGUGGAGGUGUUCAACUGGUUGUUAGCGCUUUCCGGUUUGUCUUCUAUCUUCACCUGGGCCUCUAUCAAUGCCUCUCAUAUCAGAUUUAGAGCCGCGUUGUACCAUCAGAAUAGAGGCGUCGACGAAUUAUCUUUCGUCUCGCAGACCGGUGUUUGGGGCUCGUGGUACGGGCUUGUGAUGAACGCCUUGGUACUUGUUGCCCAGUUCUGGAUUGCCUUGUUUCCAAUCGGGUCCUCUCCAAACGCUUCGGACUUUUUCAUGUCUUACCUUGGGCUUCCAGUUAUUCUUGCGUCCUGGAUUGGCCACAAGAUCUGGAAGAAAAACUUCAAGGUACUCCUCAGAUCUGAUGAAAUCAAUAUCGACGCCGGGAGAAGGGAUAUCGACAUGGACUUGUUGAAGCAAGAAAUCGCCGAGGAAAAGGAGGUGUUAGCUUCCAAGCCGUUGUACGUCAAAAUCUACAAGUGGUGGUGCUAG
Babjeviella inositovora NRRL Y-12698 is the source of this 1716-nucleotide messenger RNA. RefSeq names its product amino acid permease. Gene Ontology annotation, cellular component: membrane. Gene Ontology annotation, molecular function: amino acid transmembrane transporter activity. The record is from RefSeq and is a predicted model, not a curated record. NCBI's taxonomy places the organism in Eukaryota, Fungi, Ascomycota, Pichiomycetes, Serinales. Gene Ontology annotation, biological process: amino acid transmembrane transport. The coding region runs from base 1 to 1716 and encodes 571 amino acids. The transcript has a single exon.